UCCGGUUGGAAAUUGCUUCGCGCUUAUUGAUUGUCCUAUUCUUGAAUUCUCAUUGGUAGAUACUAACAAACCGCCAAAAAUACUCGAAUCCAGCCAAUAAAAGAUGGCCAUUUAAUGACCAAAGGCCAAUAUCCGUUCAAGAUGGCCGACAAAACUAUACCUAUUUUUGUUCCAUCCGAAAAGCCUGUAAAAGUGAUAAAGUGGAAAGUAAAACAAGGUGCUUUUGUCUCGCAAGGUCAGAUUUUAUUUUUAUACAAUGAUUCGUCAGGCAGCAACACGGAUUUGAAAAAAUACAAAGCGGCGCGUGCUGGUACCCUAUCGUCGAUCAAGGUGAAGGAAGGAGACAUUUCAGAGCCUGGAUCCAUAGUAGCUGAGUUAGAAGCAUGUCUGCAUUCUACUGUGAUGAAGGAGAUGUGUGCAGAAUGUGGGGCAGAUCUGCGGAGCGACGACGGCCCCAAUCGAGACGUGGCUGUAGUACCCAUGGUUCACUCAAUACCUGAACUGAAGGUUUCCGAAGAAUUGGCUCAAAAACUUGGCCGUGAAGAUGCUGAACGCCUACUUAAGGACAAGAAACUAGUGCUGCUUGUUGAUUUGGAUCAGACAUUGGUGCACACCACCAAUGACAAUGUUCCACCAAACUUGAAGGGUGUCCUACAUUUUUUCUUACGUGGGCCUGGCAGCCCUGGUCGCUGGUGUCACACCAGACUAAGGCCAGGAACAAAGGAAUUCCUGGAGUCUGCGGCUAAAAACUACGAACUCCAUGUGUGCACAUUCGGAGCAAGACAGUAUGCUCAUGCUGUUGCUGACCUUCUGGACCCUGAGAAGAAGUUCUUUUCUCAUAGAAUAUUAUCAAGGGAUGAAUGCUUUGAUGCUAGAACAAAAGCUGCUAAUUUAAAAGCGCUGUUUCCAUGCGGCGACAACAUGGUCUGCAUAAUAGACGACAGAGAAGACGUGUGGCGCCACGCCACCAACCUUAUACACGUGCGGCCCUACUCUUUCUUCCAGUCCACGGGCGAUAUCAACGCGCCACCGCCUUUACCAGAAGAGAAAUCGAAACUCCCUAGUGGUAAAAACGGCGCACAAGCAUCAACCGCGAACCUACCCACCUUAGACGAAGAAACGGAACAAAAAGAUAGUGAAAAAGAUAAAACAAAAGAUAGUGAAACCAGUGAGGACAAAUCUGUUCCUGAAACCAGUGAGAAAGAAAGCGAAAAGGGAACAGAAAAAGAAGAAAAGGCCAGUGAAGAAGAGAAGAUGGAAGAAAGUUCAGAGCCUCAGUGGGUUGAGACUUCAGAUGGGCAGAUAGAAGUUGAAGAUCCGGACGAUUACUUAAUUUAUUUAGAUGAUAUACUUAAAAGAAUACACAAACAUUUCUACGACCUCUACGAGGAAACAAAGAGCAAUCAGAUACCGGAUUUAAAAUGCAUCAUCCCCGAAGUAAAAAGCCAAGUCUUGGCUGGUGCUAGCUUGGUGUUCAGUGGUCUCGUGCCCACGCACCAGCGGCUGGAAACCUCGCGGGCUUACCAGGUAGCCAGGAGUUUGGGCGCGGAGGUCACGCAGGACUACACGGAGAAUACCACGCAUCUGGUUGCAGUGAGAGCAGGAACAGCAAAAGUGAACGCGAGCCGGCGCUCUCACCGGGCGACGAAGCUGCACGUGGUGACGCCGGCCUGGCUGUGGGCGUGCGCCGAGCGCUGGGAGCACGUCGACGAGCGGCUGUUCCCGCUGCAGCGCGCCGCGCAGGUACCGUGCCGGCGCCGGCUCCGGCCGAGUGCACGCGAGCCGGCGCUCCCACCGGCCGGCGGAGCACGUGGGGACGCCGGCCUGGCUGUGGGCGUGCGCCGAGCGCUGGGAGCACGUCGACGAGCGGCUGUUCCCGCUGCAGCGCGCCGCGCAGGUACCGUGCCGGCGCCGGCUCCGGCCGAGUGCACGCGAGCCGGCGCUCCCACCGGCCGGCGGAGCACGUGGGGACGCCGGCCUGGCUGUGGGCGUGCGCCGAGCGCUGGGAGCACGUCGACGAGCGGCUGUUCCCGCUGCAGCGCGCCGCGCAGGUACCGUGCCGGCGCCGGCUCCGGCCGAGUGCACGCGAGCCGGCGCUCCCACCGGCCGGCGGAGCACGUGGGGACGCCGGCCUGGCUGUGGGCGUGCGCCGAGCGCUGGGAGCACGUCGACGAGCGGCUGUUCCCGCUGCAGCGCGCCGCGCAGGUACCGUGCCGGCGCCGGCUCCGGCCGAGUGCACGCGAGCCGGCGCUCCCACCGGCCGGCGGAGCACGUGGGGACGCCGGCCUGGCUGUGGGCGUGCGCCGAGCGCUGGGAGCACGUCGACGAGCGGCUGUUCCCGCUGCAGCGCGCCGCGCAGGUACCGUGCCGGCGCCGGCUCCGGCCGAGUGCACGCGAGCCGGCGCUCCCACCGGCCGGCGGAGCACGUGGGGACGCCGGCCUGGCUGUGGGCGUGCGCCGAGCGCUGGGAGCACGUCGACGAGCGGCUGUUCCCGCUGCAGCGCGCCGCGCAGGUACCGUGCCGGCGCCGGCUCCGGCCGAGUGCACGCGAGCCGGCGCUCCCACCGGCCGGCGGAGCACGUGGGGACGCCGGCCUGGCUGUGGGCGUGCGCCGAGCGCUGGGAGCACGUCGACGAGCGGCUGUUCCCGCUGCAGCGCGCCGCGCAGGUACCGUGCCGGCGCCGGCUCCGGCCGAGUGCACGCGAGCCGGCGCUCCCACCGGCCGGCGGAGCACGUGGGGACGCCGGCCUGGCUGUGGGCGUGCGCCGAGCGCUGGGAGCACGUCGACGAGCGGCUGUUCCCGCUGCAGCGCGCCGCGCAGGUACCGUGCCGGCGCCGGCUCCGGCCGAGUGCACGCGAGCCGGCGCUCCCACCGGCCGGCGGAGCACGUGGGGACGCCGGCCUGGCUGUGGGCGUGCGCCGAGCGCUGGGAGCACGUCGACGAGCGGCUGUUCCCGCUGCAGCGCGCCGCGCAGGUACCGUGCCGGCGCCGGCUCCGGCCGAGUGCACGCGAGCCGGCGCUCCCACCGGCCGGCGGAGCACGUGGGGACGCCGGCCUGGCUGUGGGCGUGCGCCGAGCGCUGGGAGCACGUCGACGAGCGGCUGUUCCCGCUGCAGCGCGCCGCGCAGGUACCGUGCCGGCGCCGGCUCCGGCCGAGUGCACGCGAGCCGGCGCUCCCACCGGCCGGCGGAGCACGUGGGGACGCCGGCCUGGCUGUGGGCGUGCGCCGAGCGCUGGGAGCACGUCGACGAGCGGCUGUUCCCGCUGCAGCGCGCCGCGCAGGUACCGUGCCGGCGCCGGCUCCGGCCGAGUGCACGCGAGCCGGCGCUCCCACCGGCCGGCGGAGCACGUGGGGACGCCGGCCUGGCUGUGGGCGUGCGCCGAGCGCUGGGAGCACGUCGACGAGCGGCUGUUCCCGCUGCAGCGCGCCGCGCAGGUACCGUGCCGGCGCCGGCUCCGGCCGAGUGCACGCGAGCCGGCGCUCCCACCGGCCGGCGGAGCACGUGGGGACGCCGGCCUGGCUGUGGGCGUGCGCCGAGCGCUGGGAGCACGUCGACGAGCGGCUGUUCCCGCUGCAGCGCGCCGCGCAGGUACCGUGCCGGCGCCGGCUCCGGCCGAGUGCACGCGAGCCGGCGCUCCCACCGGCCGGCGGAGCACGUGGGGACGCCGGCCUGGCUGUGGGCGUGCGCCGAGCGCUGGGAGCACGUCGACGAGCGGCUGUUCCCGCUGCAGCGCGCCGCGCAGGUACCGUGCCGGCGCCGGCUCCGGCCGAGUGCACGCGAGCCGGCGCUCCCACCGGCCGGCGGAGCACGUGGGGACGCCGGCCUGGCUGUGGGCGUGCGCCGAGCGCUGGGAGCACGUCGACGAGCGGCUGUUCCCGCUGCAGCGCGCCGCGCAGGUACCGUGCCGGCGCCGGCUCCGGCCGACUGCACGCGAGCCGGCGCUCCCACCGGCCGGCGGAGCACGUGGGGACGCCGGCCUGGCUGUGGGCGUGCGCCGAGCGCUGGGAGCACGUCGACGAGCGGCUGUUCCCGCUGCAGCGCGCCGCGCAGAGCAGCUCGCGGCGCCCGCCCGCGCACUGCAGCAGCCCGCCGCCGCCCGCGCCGCGACGCCGCACGCCCUCCGGCCGCUUCAUGGACACCCUCAACCCGCUGCUGUCCUUCUCCAGCGACGACAUCGCCGACAUGGACCGCGAGGUGAGCCCGCGCCGACGACACUCAGGCUGGGGACAUGUAGUCAGACGCCGCACGCCCUCCGGCCGCUUCAUGGACACCCUCAACCCGCUGCUGUCCUUCUCCAGCGACGACAUCGCCGACAUGGACCGCGAGGUGAGCCCGCGCCGACGACACUCAGGCUGGGGACAUGUAGUCAGACGCCGCACGCCCUCCGGCCGCUUCAUGGACACCCUCAACCCGCUGCUGUCCUUCUCCAGCGACGACAUCGCCGACAUGGACCGCGAGGUGAGCCCGCGCCGACGACACUCAGGCUGGGGACAUGUAGUCAGACGCCGCACGCCCUCCGGCCGCUUCAUGGACACCCUCAACCCGCUGCUGUCCUUCUCCAGCGACGACAUCGCCGACAUGGACCGCGAGGUGAGCCCGCGCCGACGACACUCAGGCUGGGGACAUGUAGUCAGACGCCGCACGCCCUCCGGCCGCUUCAUGGACACCCUCAACCCGCUGCUGUCCUUCUCCAGCGACGACAUCGCCGACAUGGACCGCGAGGUGAGCCCGCGCCGACGACACUCAGGCUGGGGACAUGUAGUCAGACGCCGCACGCCCUCCGGCCGCUUCAUGGACACCCUCAACCCGCUGCUGUCCUUCUCCAGCGACGACAUCGCCGACAUGGACCGCGAGGUGAGCCCGCGCCGACGACACUCAGGCUGGGGACAUGUAGUCAGACGCCGCACGCCCUCCGGCCGCUUCAUGGACACCCUCAACCCGCUGCUGUCCUUCUCCAGCGACGACAUCGCCGACAUGGACCGCGAGGUGAGCCCGCGCCGACGACACUCAGGCUGGGGACAUGUAGUCAGACGCCGCACGCCCUCCGGCCGCUUCAUGGACACCCUCAACCCGCUGCUGUCCUUCUCCAGCGACGACAUCGCCGACAUGGACCGCGAGGUGAGCCCGCGCCGACGACACUCAGGCUGGGGACAUGUAGUCAGACGCCGCACGCCCUCCGGCCGCUUCAUGGACACCCUCAACCCGCUGCUGUCCUUCUCCAGCGACGACAUCGCCGACAUGGACCGCGAGGUGAGCCCGCGCCGACGACACUCAGGCUGGGGACAUGUAGUCAGACGCCGCACGCCCUCCGGCCGCUUCAUGGACACCCUCAACCCGCUGCUGUCCUUCUCCAGCGACGACAUCGCCGACAUGGACCGCGAGGUUGAAGAUAUUUUUAAUGAAUCAGAUGAGAGUUCUUCAGAUGAGGAAACGAAAAAUCGAGGGGAUGACCUAGAUGACGAAGAAAAUCCACCAGAGGACAGACUAAUAUCUGUUGAAAAUGAAGACACAGAAGACAGAUUACUAAACAAAGGAGAUGAUGACAUAUCCAGUGAUUCAGAUUUAGAUGGUGAGCCCAAACCUAGGAAACGGAAGCGGCCGUCUACGCCUCCGUCAGACGACGAGCCGCCCGAUGACGAUGACAGCUCCUGGAACCUCAUGGGAGCUGCGCUAGAAAGAGAGUUCCUCGCGCAGGACUGAUGCCACCGACACACGACCCGCUACCGAAAUAAACUGUUUUUUUUUCUCAA
This is a messenger RNA of Ostrinia nubilalis (European corn borer), 5753 nucleotides long. RefSeq lists its product as uncharacterized. The coding region runs from base 115 to 5703 and encodes 1862 amino acids. The transcript has 12 exons. Gene Ontology annotation, cellular component: nucleus. NCBI's taxonomy places the organism in Eukaryota, Metazoa, Arthropoda, Insecta, Lepidoptera, Crambidae. Gene Ontology annotation, molecular function: RNA polymerase II CTD heptapeptide repeat phosphatase activity. The record is from RefSeq and is a predicted model, not a curated record.